This is a messenger RNA of Drepanopeziza brunnea f. sp. 'multigermtubi' MB_m1, 993 nucleotides long. NCBI's taxonomy places the organism in Eukaryota, Fungi, Ascomycota, Leotiomycetes, Helotiales, Drepanopezizaceae. The record is from RefSeq and is a predicted model, not a curated record.
AUGAGGCAAGGUUCCAAAUCCCAGGUGGUAGUAGCAGGAGCAACAGCUGGAUUGAUUGCGAGGUACCUCUCCUCCCCGAGCUUCAAAUCCCAUCCUCACCACCCCAGAUUUGUCAUCGCUCCCCUGGACGUGGUCAAGAUCCGUCUCCAACUCCAAACCCACUCACUCUCCGAUCCGCUCACCCACCUCGACCUUCGCGGCUCCCCCAUCUACAAAGGCACCUUGCCAACCCUCCGACACAUCCUCAAGCACGAAGGCCUCACCGGACUAUGGAAAGGCAACAUCCCCGCGGAGCUGAUGUACAUGUCCUACAGCGCCAUCCAGUUCACCACCUACCGCGCCGUUUCCGCGGCGCUGCAAAGCGCGUUCGAGGAGCACAAGUUGCCCGCCGCAGCAGAGAGUUUCGUCGCCGGCGCGAGCGCAGGCGCGGUUGCGACGACGGCGACAUACCCGCUGGAUCUUCUACGGACACGGUUUGCUGCGCAGGGCACGGAGCGUAUCUACACCUCUCUCGCUACCUCGAUCCGGGACAUCGCUGCGCAUGAAGGGUCGAGGGGAUUCUUCCGGGGGCUCGGUGCCGGGGUAGGCCAGAUCGUUCCGUACAUGGGGAUCUUCUUUUCGAUUUACGAGAUGCUACGCGUGCCUAUGGGGGCGCUGCAGCUGCCGUUCGGGUCUGGGGAUGCGACAGCCGGGGUGGUGGCUUCGGUCUUGUCAAAGACGGCGGUGUUUCCGCUGGAUCUGAUCAGGAAGCGGCUGCAGGUGCAGGGUCCGACGAGGUCGCGGUAUGUGCAUAAGAAUAUUCCGGAGUACAAGGGGGUGCUGAGGACGAUGGCGGAUAUUGUAAGAAAUGAAGGGAGGAGGGGACUGUAUCGUGGGUUGACGGUCAGUCUUUUCAAAUCUGCUCCUGCGAGCGCAGUUACAAUGUGGACGUACGAGCGCGUUCUUCGGAUUCUCAUACAAAUGGAGGCCGAGAAGAAGAUUCUGGGGGCGUAA